Molecule: messenger RNA, 5457 nt
Organism: Nycticebus coucang (slow loris)
Lineage: Eukaryota; Metazoa; Chordata; Mammalia; Primates; Lorisidae
Gene: RAC2
Product: Rac family small GTPase 2
Exons: 7
Coding region: 158-736 (192 amino acids)
Biological process (GO): small GTPase-mediated signal transduction
Molecular function (GO): GTP binding; GTPase activity
Source: RefSeq, a predicted model, not a curated record
CAAGUUCCCCUUCCGCUUCCUCCUGCCUCCUGCCCCACUGCUGCUGCUCCUCAGCCGGGCCUCUCCCGCCUCUCCCGCCUCUCCACACCCCUGGUGCCUGCAGACACGCUCCUGGCCCUGAGCUGUCACCGCUGCCACCGUCCAGGCUCCAGACACGAUGCAAGCCAUCAAAUGUGUGGUGGUGGGAGAUGGAGCCGUGGGCAAGACCUGCCUUCUCAUCAGCUACACCACCAACGCCUUCCCGGGAGAGUACAUCCCCACUGUGUUUGACAACUAUUCGGCCAACGUGAUGGUGGACAGCAAACCUGUGAACCUGGGGCUGUGGGACACUGCAGGGCAGGAGGACUAUGACCGCCUCCGGCCGCUCUCCUACCCCCAGACGGAUGUCUUCCUCAUCUGCUUCUCCCUUGUCAGCCCAGCCUCCUAUGAGAAUGUCCGUGCUAAGUGGUUCCCUGAGGUGCGGCAUCACUGCCCCAGCACACCCAUCAUCCUGGUGGGCACCAAGCUGGACCUGCGGGAUGACAAGGACACCAUCGAGAAGCUCAAGGAGAAGAAGUUGGCACCCAUCACCUACCCACAGGGCCUGGCACUGGCCAAGGAGAUUGACUCAGUGAAAUACCUGGAGUGCUCGGCCCUCACCCAGAGGGGCCUGAAGACUGUCUUUGAUGAGGCGAUCCGGGCUGUCCUCUGCCCGCAGCCCACGCGGCCGCAGAAGCGCCCCUGCAGCAUCCUUUAGGGUUACACUCCAGCCCUCCCGCCCAGAUGGUUCUGACCCUCCAGGGCCCCAAGCAAAGCCUGAUGGUGCCCCAGCUGGUCACGCUGUCCCCUCCUUAUGGCGUUUCUUAGCAGAUGGCUACAGAGCUUGGUUGAUGGUCUUCUCCGCAGGGGAGAGCCCCCGGGGCGGGAGGGUAUGAAUUUGUAGGCGCUGCAUCCCAGUCUUCUCAUGUUCCUGCCUUCCUGGCAGCCAGCUGGAACCCCAGGGCUCAGUAGGCCACCCUGUGUCACUGCGGUCAGCACAGGGGGCUCACAUGGAGGCAUCUACUCAUUUACCCCAGUGCCACCUGAUGUCUGACUCCCCUCUGGAAACUUCAGGCCACAUGGCUUUCCAAGACAGGGAUCUUACUCCCUCCUGAGACAGUCUCCUCCAAUAUCGAUGGUCUUGCUUAUCUGAAAGUUCUACUGAACAAAAAUGCACGUCUUAGAACUUUUCUCCUCUGGCUUCAGUUCUCCUUUUUUUAGGGCAACACGAAAUAAAUCAAGUUCUCUAAAUCUUUGAGAUACCUGCCCAGCCAACUGAGAGUCUGGGUUCAGCUGACCCCUGUCAUCUCUCAGGACUUUCUGUUCUGCCGGUGGGAUCCUGAGCUUCAUUUACCUGGGGAAAUCUUAAAACUUUCAUGCCCUGUCAGUCAGGACUUUUGCUAUUGCAAAUAGAAAACAUAAUUCAACCUGCUUAAACAGAAAUGAAAUUUAUUGAUUCAAGGUUGGAAUAAUCAUGACUUCAGGUGUAGCUUGAUCAAGGGGGCUCAAAUGAUGUCAUCAGGGUUGGUUUUCCUGUACUCUUUAGCUCUGCCUUAACCUUCUGCUGGCUGGUUCAUUCUCAGGCAGGUGACUAUUAUGACUCUCAGGGCAUCAGCCUUCCAAGUUCAAGUUCAGCCAAAAAGAAUAAGCAUCUGUCCUAGGCGAAGUUCUAACUCAAGUUUAUUCCAAUAGGACUAGCUUAAACCUGGCUGUUCAACCAAUCACAUUAGUCAGAGGCGUGCCAUGGCCUGAUUGGUCAGUCCUAGACCAUAUGCAGAGCUUGAGCAAAGGGUAGAGACAGCCCCCAUGAAACUGUGUGUGAGAGGGAGGAAGGGUUGGUUCCCAAACGGAGACUGACAUCUUGGCUAGAAUUUGGAAAUUUGGUAUCGGACACCCAGAAACCUACAACCUUCACUAUUGGAGGUCACAGGAAGGUGUCAACCUAAUAGUGUAAGGAAACGAUGCUAGGUCUACCAGGCACUAAGUGAAGACAAGUUGCUUUAGGAGAUGGAGUUGCUGUAAGGAUUUAAGAAGUUCACGUAUAAAGUGUAACAGUGCUCUGCACAGUCAGUCCUUCUUGGUGUUUGCUAAGGCAUGGGAAGGGGCCAGAUUCCCCACUCCUGAGGAUGAUUCCUCUUCUCCAUCUAAACUUUUCAUUCAUUCAACACAUAUUUAUUAGUUGCAUCUGCAGUGCCAGGCACUGUUCUAGGUUUAGGGAAUCCUGCAGUGUACAAGCGUUUCUGCCCCUGGGGCAGCUGGCAGUCUAGAGAGGCUAAGAGAUAUAAGAGCCCAUCCCUGAUGGUCCAGAAGUCCCCCAGUGCCCAGCCAAGGAAAUGUUUUGGGUUUCCAUUUUCCGCUUUCCCAGAUCUCCUGACCAACCCGACUGUCCUCACUGAGUUCUGACGUGGAACCUCCAGGUCACUUGCCUCCUGGGAGUAGCCCCUCUUGAAAGGGACUGGGUGCAGUGGGGAAACCCCUUGGCUGGCUUUGCUAAUUUUAGCUCAGAAAGGGUCAUUAUAUUUUUAAUGUUACUUCUCCUUUGAAACCUGAAAACCACAUUAUAACCCAUACACACAGCACAAUAUAGAUUUAGGUGGACAGAUCCCACAAUCCAGUAAGUUCAGUGUUUAAAAGCCCUGGGAUGCCCCCUCCAGUUAGCCAGAGUCAGAGAAGACCUCUUUCUGUUCCUGAACUUUACAAGGCCUUGGGAUAAAUUCCAGACCCUUAGUCACAGCCCUGGAGGCCUGGCCAUCCUUUACCUCCCUCUCCCUUCCUACACUCAGACUUGACUCUAAUUUCCUCAAACCCCUGUUCUUGCUUCUUUUACCCUGAGCCCUCUGCACAGGCCUGUCCCCUUUCCUCAAGUCCUUUCCUCCCUCUUCUCCUUGAACUUCCCUGCAGGCCACAGGUGCUGGGGUCUCUUCCAUGUGUGUUCUACCCCCUAAGCCUAGCCCAGUAAUGACAGCCCUUGCUUUGAUACCAGUAAUAAUGUCAGUAAAUUCCUUCAGUCAUUGCAUUGUCUCCCGAUGCACAUAUUAUCUCAUUCUAUCCUUCUAAUCACCUUCCAAGGUAGGUACUAGUUGCCCCAUUUUGCAGAAGAGGAAACAGCGGCACAAGAGAUCACAAGAGUUAGAGGAGUUAGAGCUCAGGUGGAGAAGGCAGACACUGUACUUUCCCACUCUCUGUGGCUACUAGCAUCCUCCUUGCUACCAAAACCCCAGUUUUGUUCAGGGCAGCAAUGUACCCAGUACCUGACAAGAUUCAGUACAACCUCCAUAGCUGGCCACCUCCCUACACCAACCACUUCUUUAUGCUGACCUAACUUUCACAGACAGGACAUGCACUACAUGUGUGUAUCAGUACAGUAGGCCUUGUCCCUUUCAUUGACCACCUCUGUCAGUUGACUACAUUGUUACAGUCCUUUGGGUGGUCAACUUACAGAGGUUGUACUGUACUUGUUUUCCCUGCCAGUGAAUGAGGAGAAAGAUAACAAGAGCCUGGGCCCUGACAGCAUCAGUUGGCAGCUGAACUGCAACCAACAGCUGCCUGUUUGUAGCUGAGGUUCCAAAGGCACACAGUUUUGGCCAACAAGACAUAAGAGAAAGUCAGCCAAAGAGGUGGCUUCUAUGAAAGUAUUUGUUUUCUUCUGUAAAAAAUGACAGACCUAACCAAUACUGCCCUUUGUCCUGUGUCCUUCCCUGGCUUCAAUACUGAUGGGAUGUCUGGAGCCACAGCAGCCAUCUUGUGAGGUUGAAGUCGCAGCAUGAAGGUAUAAACCAACAUGCUAAGAGUGAAUGAGGAGAAAGAUAAAAAGAGCCUGGGCCCUGACAGCAUCAGUUGGCAGCUGAAUUGCAACCAACAGCUGCCUGUUAUGGGAACAAAGGAAAAUGAAAUCACCCCUUUAUGUCACCAUUGGUCAGGCCUUCUACUACUGUUAGCUGACAGCAUUUGUAACUGAGGCCUUAGAACUCCUAGCCCAGUGAUAUUCCCAUUGUAUCAUGUACCCAGCAGUCACUGGAUGUGGGUAAGUCUCUUGUUUCUGCCUCUCAGAUGGGAAAGAGAAACCUUGUGGGAAGUCAGCAAGAAUCUGUUUUGAAACAGGAAGAACUGCUGGUGGUGGGUAGGAACCGACAACACAGUGGUGCUCGCUCAUGUGACAACAGCCACGCUCAAGUGCCCGCCUAGUGCCAGGCCUGGGCUGGGUGUCCAGGGCUGUUUGUAUCAGACUCGGCCCCUUCUUGCUAUGAAAUCCCAGCUUGGUGGGCGAGGAGAGCACCUGUCAGACAAGACGGUGUCAACUGCAGCUUUGUCUCACAGCCUGGCUGCUCCCCAUUCCUUCCUCCAAAGAAGAGGCUCUAAAGUCCUCCAGGCUCCUCUUGUUCUGUCACCCCAGCUUUCACUGGUCACCAAGGCUGGACAAUUUGACUUCCCAAUACCUAUUAAAUCCAUCCUGUUGUCCCCGCUGCUGCUGCCUCCUCGCUGGCCCUCCUGCCCCCCCAUCUCUGCCUGUGCCUUGUUUUCCACCAGGCAGCCCGGGGAUCAUCCUUGUUUACAAAUGUAAACAUACCACUCAGGUGCCCGGGCAUCCUCCUCCCUUCAAAAAUGCUCACACACCCCCUGGCUCAUUCAAUCAUUUAAUCAUUCAGCAAAUGGUUCCUGAGACCACAUGCCAGGCUGGGCGCAGGGGCUCACGCCUGUACUCCCAACACUCUAAGAGGCUGAGGCAAGUGGAUUGUCUGAGCUCAGGAGUUUGAGACCAGCCUGAGCAAGAGCGAGACCUCGUCUCUAAAAUUAGCCAGGCAUUGUGGCGGGUACCAGUGGUCCUCCACUACUCAGGAAGCUGAGGCAAGAAGAUUGCUUGAGCCCAAGAGUUGGAGGUUGCUGUGAACUGUAAUGAUGCCAUGGCACUCAACCCAGGGCAACAGAGUGAGACUCUGUCUCAAAAUAAAGAAAUAAAUAAAUAAAAAGACCAUUCAUCAAACCUAAGGUUAGACAGUGAGUCAGGUGUGUGUCCAGGUCUGUCCCAUCCGCCUCUCGUCCUCCUUAGAGCAGUGUUACUCUGCGCGUGUUCUUCCCAUGGCAAUCACAGGAGCAUAAGACAUCAUGCUGUAUUACGCAAGCAUAUUUAAGACCUCUGCUCACACUCCAGAUGGUGGAGUCCACCCAGUGCCAUGGGGCAGGGAAGGGAGUUCCUCCCAGAGUUGGGGGAGAAGGGAUAUUUGGUGAGCACCAACCCGAACUCUCAUACCUCCUGACUGGUCUCCUGGUUUCCACUUGCCCUGGGCUGUGGUUUUAUCUCCACAGGGAAGCCAGACUGAUCACAAUAAAACACAAAUCAGAUCAGAUCACUCCCUUGUUUAACAACUUCCACAGUGACUGGGUGCCUGUAGCUCAAUGGUUAGGGGGUGGCAGGUUCGAACCCAGGCAGGGCCUGCUAAA